UUAAGAAUUUAAGAAUGGCCACACCAGCAUUAAAAGAUUUACCAAAAGUUGAUGUUGACUUGAAGAGUCAACUUGAAUCAUUCUCACCAACAGCACUCAAGAGUGCAAGCACUGAGGAAAAGUGCUUACUUCCAACAGCCGAAGAUGUUAAAAUGGAAAAAGUUCAACAACUUGUUUCCGGUAUCGAAGGUUUUGAUUCCACUAAAUUGAGACAUGCGGAAACGCAGGAGAAGAAUUCAUUGCCUGAUAAAGAUGCAAUUCAACAAGAAAAGUCUCAACACGAUUUUAUUAAUGGCAUUGAACAUUUCAAUAGAGAUUCCUUAAAACAUGCUGAAACACAGGAAAAGAAUCCAUUGCCAACCAAAGAAGUUAUUGAUCAGGAAAAGGCUGCUUAAACAGUCAAACGCAUCAUAUUUUUUUAAUGUAUUCUUUUAUUUUAAAAGUGAAAAAAAGCUCAGCUGUGUCAAAAAUUAAUAAGAAAAGCAUUAAAAUUGUCCUUCCAUUCUUUUUUAAAGCUGCUGAGUGCACAUAUUGUAUUCUUUCUAUGUAUUAUGAGGAACUGAAGUUGAUUGUUAGGUCUAUAAAAGGAAUUGAAUAUAUUAUGAUUCCUAGUGAGUCGUGGUAGCGUGACUUACAAUUAUAAGCUUUUAAAAAUAUGAACCAUACAAAAUCCAAUGAUCAGGAACAUUUGUGUGGUUCUUGAUUGUGUUCGAAUAGAUUUGAAGAGUUUUUAAGCUUCAAUCUAUUUAACCAACUUCACUUCCGAAAAAUCUUGAUAAGCUUCAGUCCACAAUUGUCUUAAUUUUCAUUUAAUAUAUAAUUUUAAAAUUUUUUAACCAUCAUACCUAAUUAAUUGUUAAAUUGUAUCAAAUAUGCAUUUUCCAUACCACAUACAUAAUAUACAUUUUAGAAUUGAAAAUUUUAAGAAUGAAUAAAAUUCAAUUGGAUUUAAAAAUACACAUAAAUGUAAUGAUAAUAUCUAAUCCUUUGAAAAAAUGUUUAUCAAAUGAAUUGGCUUUAAAGCAAAAAGCGCCGAAAUUUAUAUUUUUGUAUACUGAAAAUCUUUAUGGAUGUGUCCCAUCUUUCCGAAAAUUCAUCUUUAUUUCCAUUAAUUAAGAUUAUUGAGCAUAAAUUUUAACUCUUUAUAAGCACUAAUCAUAUUAGUUAUCAGUAAAUAAACAUUUGUGUCAAUUUUAUAAAGAGAAACGAAAAUUCCUUUUUUGACUCUAUUGUUAAAGAUUUGGUUGGUUCUAGUUCUUUGAUUUAAGGUAUUCUCGAUUUGAUUCUUCAGAUUAAGAAUUCAAAUUCCACAAGAUCAAUAUCAUUUUGCUCAAUUUCAUACCAACACACUUGAGCUUUAAUCAACCAAAUCAUUUUCAAUACUCAAUAAUGAAUACAGUUUGUGAUUUGUCGCCAGGAAAACAAAAUGAAUUGAAAUGUGAAAGAUAUUUUUGAUAUAAGUUAAAUUGCGUCCAAUCAAUUGAAUUAAAUUCAGUUUUUAACUUAACGAAUAAAGGAAAAGAUGCAUUCAGAUUUUAAUUAGGUGCUUUGAGCAAACAUUUUUGAAAAUAAGAAAAUUUUAAUGUCAAAAUGGAUGGAAAUCCAGGAAUUAAAUUAUUUAAUUUUUUGAGC
Molecule: messenger RNA, 1632 nt
Organism: Chironomus riparius
Lineage: Eukaryota; Metazoa; Arthropoda; Insecta; Diptera; Chironomidae
Source: the annotation of a GenBank genome assembly